This is a messenger RNA of Saxophila tyrrhenica, 990 nucleotides long. RefSeq lists its product as uncharacterized. The coding region runs from base 1 to 990 and encodes 329 amino acids. The transcript has a single exon. NCBI's taxonomy places the organism in Eukaryota, Fungi, Ascomycota, Dothideomycetes, Mycosphaerellales, Extremaceae. The record is from RefSeq and is a predicted model, not a curated record.
AUGUCCACCCAAACCUCCGAGUUCCGUCUGUUUCCCAAGCUUCCUGCCGAAUUGCGCGAGGAGAUCUGGUGUCUCUGCCUUCCACAUCGAGUCCGCGAAGUGAAUCAGGCGGUCCCUUACAUUAUAUUCUACGACCGUGACAAUCCCAACAACAUCGACAUCGGCCCGUGGCCGUGCGAACUCUGGGAGACGACGUUCGAGAAUAGACGCCCACCAGUAGUCUCGUGCGUAUGCUGGGAGUCCAGGAGUGUCGCUUUCAAGUCUGGCGGGAUGCUGCCGUCGAACUUCACUCGCGAUUGGCCCGUGGAAGCUCAAUGGCACCAUACGAUGGAAAUCAUUGACGGAUGGCGAGAUCGCGCCCGAGACACUGUUCAUUCGAGCUGGGAGUCUACCUGCGAUGUUGAUUGGCCACCGAUCUACGAUCAUGCGCUUCCCUUUCUCGCAUGGAACGCAUCGGACGGGUCAGUCGGCGGUUCAAUGAGGAUCGAAGGCAUUGACCCCAACUUUGACAUGGUAGAUCCCUUCGAUGAGCAGUCCACGGAUGAUGAGUUUGAUCCCAGUUGGAUAAUCCCUGUGUCCCAAAGGAAGCUCAGCGACGGCGACCGUCGCGAUUUUGAGGCUCUCAAAAAGUUGCCAAAAUGGCUGGUAGUGAUGCGUAUUAUCGUGGUGCAUUCCGACUUCAAGUCCGCAGUUAUGACAGGCCUGGUUGGAUUGCUUGGAGACGCUCGCAUACAGGUCGUCGAUGUGUCCGAAGAGGACAAGGUCGAGGCCUAUAUGCAACUUGCGGAAUCGUGCGAACAUAAAGCCGAUAUCGCGAUCGCCCAGAAGUUCCAUCGAGAGUCCGCAGACUUUUCGGAGCAUUUGGUGAAAAGAAGUAUCGCACGCCGUUUCAAUCCGGAAGCUUUUCCAGUAGAAGCAGAUAUGCGGCCCGCCGUCAUGUUCCGGCUAUGCACGCGCAUGUGCAACCAUGUCGGUCGGGAAUCUGUUUGA